Molecule: messenger RNA, 1232 nt
Organism: Psylliodes chrysocephalus
Lineage: Eukaryota; Metazoa; Arthropoda; Insecta; Coleoptera; Chrysomelidae
Source: the annotation of a GenBank genome assembly
CUUCUUGUAAACAAACGUGAACUAUCUUUUUUUAAGCAACAAUAACAUAAAAAUAUUAUUUUAAUUUUAAUGAGAUUAUUAUUGUAUUAGAAUUAGUAAAUAAAAUGGAUCAACAAACGGCAAAACGUCUUUUGGUUGAAGGGGCUUUUUUCAUUUUACUGGACGUUCCGAAAGGUACAGAAUUUGGUAUCGAUUUGAAGUCAUGGAAUACAGGAGAAAAAUUUCGAGGGGUUAAAAUGAUACCUCCAGGAAUACAUUAUAUAUUUUUUAAUGCUGUAUCAGACACAGGAGACAUGGCUCCGAGAAUAGGGUUUUUUAAAAAUUUUAGAAAAUCGGAAGUAUUUGUAAAGAAAUGGGACAAGGAAAACGAAUGCAUUAGUAGUGACGAAGUACCUGAAAGCGAGGUUGUUCAGCUAAAAGAAAAUAUUUUACUUCUGGAUGGUUUUCUAGGACCGUAUCCUUUCGAUAUCCUGGAUAAAUGGAAAAGCCUUUGUUCAUGUAUUACGAAUACUUUGGUAGAAAAAAUUAGUCCUGCAUCAGGUUAUGUUAGGGCUGCUUUAGAAUUACAGUCGUGUAGUGAUGCAGAUAGACCUAGAGGCAAAAGAAAAUCAAUAAAUGAAAAUGAUGAAGUUUUACCUAAAAGUCCAAGAUUAUCUCAAAAUACAGAGCAUGUUUUUUUACCAAAUUUAAAAGCCAAAGAAGGUACAGAACUAAGGACAACUCUAUUCCCAGAUAAAAAUUAUCCAGAAAAUUCCACACCUGCCGAAAUUACCAAACAUUCUUUAGAUUCUUCUUAUGUGUUAGAGGAGAUGGUUACCAAAUACACAAUAUCUACAGAAAUUUUAGGAGAGAUGCAAAUUUGUUACAUCUGUUUUCUAGUUGGACAUAGUUUAGAAGCAUUCGACCAUUGGAAAAAAAUAUUUAAUCUCUUCUGUUCUUGCCAAACUGGUAUUAAAAAGCACAAACAUUUAUAUGAUAUAUUUAUAUCAGUAAUUGAAAUACAGAUUCAAGAAAUUCCAGAAGAAUUUAUAGCUGAUAUAGUUACAAACAGCAACUUUGUUUAUGUGAAACUGAGAGAGUUAUUUAGAGCUAUAAAAGAUUCUGAAGUUGAUGGAAUUCUGAAGACAAAAGUUCAAAGGUUUACUCAUAAACUGACCAGUCUGUAUCAGUGGGAUUUUAAUCAUUUAGAUUCUGAGGAUGAAGAUGAAGCACCUAUUAUUGUUGAAACUUAG